This is a messenger RNA of Papaver somniferum (opium poppy), 1506 nucleotides long. Its product is annotated as aspartic proteinase CDR1-like. The transcript has a single exon. The record is from RefSeq and is a predicted model, not a curated record. Gene Ontology annotation, cellular component: extracellular region. The coding region runs from base 1 to 1506 and encodes 501 amino acids. NCBI's taxonomy places the organism in Eukaryota, Viridiplantae, Streptophyta, Magnoliopsida, Ranunculales, Papaveraceae.
AUGAGUCGAAAAAAUGUUGUUUCUUCUUCUUCUAUCAAUUUUGUAACAAUAGUUGUUUAUGUUUCAUUUCUACUAAACUUGGCCACUGCAGUUAAACCAAGAGGGUUUAGCAUGAAGAUGAUUCGCAGCGACUCUAAAGAAUCACCUAUGCAUCUAAGGUAUGCUAAAUUGACACAAGGAGAAAGAUUUCAAAGACUCGUCGAGCAAUCCAAAGCUCGAGCACAUUAUUUUGGAUCGGCAAGAGCAGCUGCUUAUAAUAGAAGCAUCUCCAUGGAUCCCGAUAUUGCACGUAUGCCUGUAAAAUACAGGGAGAACACACACUAUUACAUCGGUGAGGUAGGUAUAGGUACUUUCCAUAAUGAACAACAACCUUUUAAGAAGUUCUAUUUACUUAUCGAUAGUGGUAGUGAUCUUAUAUGGACUCAAUGUCACGGUGGCCAUAAUUAUUUCUAUCAAGAUCCGCCAAUAUAUGAUCAGGAAAAUUCGAGGACAUAUCACCGUAUCCCUUGUCAAAAUCUUAAUAAGUGUGACGCACAACAUUGCGAAGACGGGUUAUGUACGUGGGACGAAGAAUAUAUGUCCGGAUCAGAAAUAUCUGGUCAUCUUGCUUAUGAAACGCUCACUCUGAACUCACACACCGGUGCCCUUGAAAGUGUUGAAAAAAUAAUCAUGGGUUGCGGUAUUGAUCAAAGGAAUUUCGGUCCAUUUUUUGGUGUUCCUGAGAUUCGUGAGGGUGAUCAUGAUUUCCCUCCGCCGAAACCUGCACCUGGAACUGCACCUAUCGCAGGAAUUCUCGGUUUGGGACAAGGAUCCUCUAAUUUUUCUCUGGUACUUCAGUUAGAUAUUGAAGAUAUCCAAAGACGAUUUGAAUACUGUUUGGAGGCAUAUGACCUUCCAGGCAUUGGGUAUUCACACACGUAUUUAAGAUUUGGUUUCGACGCAAAAAUCGAAGAAGCACCUGAUGUACUUACAACUCCAAUCAUUCAAGACCCAAACUUCGAGACGCCUUACCAUUUGAUUCUAAAGGAUAUUAGCAUAAAUGACAGAAGCCUAAGGUUUCAACAAAGUGAUUUCGAGCUUAAGUCGGAUGGAACUGGUGGGACUAUCAUUGACUCAGGGGCUCCGUUUACCACUAUGAGGAUGCGCCAUUUUAAAAGAGUUAAGCAAGCGUUGGUAGAAUAUUUUGUAGAUUCUGGUAUUCCUCUUGCUGAUCCUGAACCUGGCAGGGAUUUCGAUACUUGUUUUGUUCUAUCAUCCGGUUUCGCUGCGUUUCCGGAGAUGACUUUUCAUUUUCAAGAUGCGGAUUUUGUUAUUCGACAAUGGUCUGGUAUUUUUGCCUAUCACAUACAAGAGCGCUUGUUUUGUUUAGGUAUCAUUGGCUUGGAUGACGACUAUCCACAUGAUGUUAUUUUUGGAGCUAUGCAACAAGCUGAUAAAAGGAUUAUGUACGAUCUUCAUGCCAAGGUACUCAAGUUUACUCAUGAGCAAUGCGAUUUUGGUUCAUGA